AUUUAGUUACAUAAAGCACCCUAAAAAAACAUACUCGAUUCAUUAGAAAAAAAGUAAUGGCAAAGUGGGUUAGUGUUCUCUACACUGCCUGUGUGUGGUGGUGCUUCUUCAGCAACACCCCUGCCACUUGCUUGGUGAAUGAGACAGAUAGAUUAGCUUUGAUUGCUUUCAAAGCUGCAAUUGAUCAAGACCCAAUUGGGGCCUUGAGAUCCUGGAAUGAUUCAGUACACUACUGUGAUUGGAAUGGCAUUUGGUGCAGUCGUCGACAUCCUGAUAGAGUCGUGAAGUUGGAACUAAGGUCGCAAGGCCUGGUAGGAUUGCUCUCGCCUCAUAUUGGAAACCUCUCCUUCCUCAAAACCAUCGUCCUUCAAAACAAUAGCUUCCAUGGCCCAAUCCCACAAGAGAUUAGUCAUUUGUUUCGGCUUCGAAACAUAACACUCAGCAAUAAUUCAUUUAACGGUGAAAUACCCACCAACCUUUCCCGAUGCUCAAAUCUUGAAAUCCUUAACUUGAUCGACAACAACUUGACUGGAAACAUCCCAGCCGAGCUAGGAUCUUUGUCAAAGCUUAGAGGUUUGGGCUUAACUCGUAACAACCUUUUAGCAGGAACCAUCCCUCCUUCCCUUGGCAACCUUUCAGUUCUUUCAAUACUCUCUUUAAGAGACUGUGGGUUGCAAGGAGAUAUUCCGAAGGAAAUUGCCAAACUUCAAGGCCUCACAAUUGUCCAAUUAUCCGAAAACAGUCUAUCUGGUACAAUUCCUGCAGGCAUUUACAACAUCUCUAGUAUCUCUGUGUUUGAAAUGUUCCAUAACCAACUUCAUGGAUACAUCCCUUCUGAUAUAGGCUUAAGCCUUCCCAAUCUCAACAAUCUUGUUCUUGCAGAGAAUCGGUUUAUAGGGCCACUUCCUACUUCAUUGUCAAAUGCAUCCAGACUUCAACAAAUAGCCCUCUAUCUGAAUGAUUUUGUGGGGCCAAUACCAAGAGAUCUUGGAAGGCUUUUAAGCCUCCGAUAUUUGACCCUUUAUCAGAAUAGGCUGCAAGAUGACCUCAGUUUUAUUUCGUCAUUAACAAAUUGCACGAGUCUACGAAGUAUUGACGUGAGCGUCAAUCUUCUCAGAGGUCCGAUGCCCGAGUCCAUAGCUAAUUUCUCUUCUACGAUUUUCUUCAUUGCCAUGGUAGACAAUCAAAUACAUGGCAGCAUGCCUUCAGGUAUUGGGAACCUUCUUAGUCUCGCUGUCUUUGAAAUGGCACGGAAUCAACUUAGUGGCCCUAUUCCUACCACCAUUGGAAAACUUUAUAACUUGCAUAACCUUCUUUUUGACAAAAACAAUUUCACACAGCUACCAUCUUCAGUGGGGAACUUAACUUCGUUAAAUAUUCUCAUCUUGGGGCAAAACAAUAUCUAUGGAAGCAUACCUCCGAGUCUCGGCAAUUGUCAUAGCUUGUUGGUAUUAGAUCUUUCUCAUAAUAAUCUCAAUGGUUCAAUACCCACUGAAAUUAUGAGACUCUCCUCCAUUUCAAUUUUGUUUAGCUUAGCUAACAACGGAUUGACUGGUGGUCUUCCAUCAGACGUUGGGUCUUUGAAAAAUCUUGAAGACUUGGAUGUGUCCAAUAAUAGAUUAUCAGGACCUAUCCCAAACUCUCUGAGCAAUUGUUUGAGCUUGGAAUGGCUUCAUUUGGAAGGUAAUUCAUUUCAAGGAAUGAUACCUCAAAGCUUGAGAGAGCUAAGGGGUUUACGAGAGUUGGAUCUUUCACACAACAAUUUAUCGGGGUUGAUCCCAAGUUAUCUAGGUGAGCUCCACUUAGAAAAGUUGAAUCUAUCUUUUAACAAGCUACAUGGGAAAGUUCCAAUGAAAGGAGUUUUUCAAAAUGGAAGUGCUAUUUCAGUGGUUGGUAAUAAUGAUCUAUGUGGAGGCAUUCCACUCUUGAGUCUUCCUCCUUGCCUGUCCUCAAAGUCCAACAGCAAUAAGUUCUCUCACAAGAAGAAGGUCAUACUCAUCGUGGUUGUUCUUGUGUUAUGCUUGACAAUGUUGGUUUGCUUAUUUUUCAUAUUCCUUCAUCCGCGAUGCAUUUCAAGAAAAAAAGCCUUUUCCAUGCCAUCGCUCAAGCACCAUCUGUUACGGGUUUCUUAUGCGGAGCUUCUCAAAGCCACUGAUGGAUUUUCUAAGGACAAUCUAAUUGGUGUUGGAAACUAUGGUUCUGUUUACAAAGGAAUUCUCAAUCAGGUUCAGACAGUAGUGGCAGUGAAAGUGCUCAGUCUCAAGCACAAAGGAGCUUUUAAGAGCUUCAUGUCAGAAUGCAAAGCACUAAGAAGCAUACGGCAUAGAAAUGUAUUGAAAAUUUUGAGCGUUUGUUCUAGUAUGGAUUUCCAAGGUAAUGAAUUUAUGGCUUUGGUAUAUGAGUUUAUGGUCAAUGGAAGCUUAGAGAAAUGGCUGCAUGAAGAUGGAGUCCAAAAUGAAGGGCAGGAAGAAGAAUCCAGCAAUCUAAAGUUUAUUCAUAGGUUAAACAUUGCCAUAGAUGUUGCUUCUGCAAUUGAGUAUCUUCACUGUCAUUGCGAUUCGACGAUUAUUCAUGGUGAUUUGAAGCCAAGUAAUGUUCUCUUGGAUGAUGAGAUGACUGCUCAUGUUGGAGACUUUGGGUUAGCAAAAAUUAUCUCCACUGUUUCAAGUGAGGAGGUUCAGUACCAGAGCAAUUCAACUGCAGUAAGGGGAACCAUAGGUUAUGUUGCUCCAGAGUAUGCCACGGGCAAUAGAGCUUCCCCACUAGCCGAUGUGUAUAGCUAUGGGAUUCUUCUCUUGGAGAUGUUAACAGGUAAAAAACCUACCGAUAAUGUAUUUACGGAUGGUUUAAGUCUUCAUAGCUUCGUUGAGAGUGCUUUGCCUGACCAAGUGAUGGAGAUUGUGGAUCCUCGCAUUCUUUCAGAAGAUGAGCCAAUAAGUUGGCUCAAGGACAACCUUGUUUCUGUGUUGAGAAUUGGAAUUGCGUGUUCUAUGGAAUCACCAAGAGAUCGAAUGCAGAUUCAAUAUGUAGUUAACGAAUUGUGUAAGAUAAAAAAUGCUUACGAAAAGCUGGGUUGAGCAAGGACUAAGAAAACAUGACCUCCAAAGGAAAGACUAGUAAACCAAAGCAUUCUUAUGACUACCCUAUUUUCUCCGAGAGGAUGAUUGGGGGACUAUGUUGCUAUGGUCCUCAUAUUGUCUUCGUCCGCUGAGCAUUUGAUAAAUAACUGCAAUUUUAGUUCUUAUUUGAAUAUGUAAAAUUUGCUCAUGUGGGAUCUUUAAUUUUAAGUGUGUAUGUGUUUUUCCUUAUCUUCUUAUGAUCUUUCUGGUGUAACGUUUUGCGGUUCGCUGAAUAACUUGUCAUCAUUUCAUUAGUGUAAAGUCUGGUUUCGCUGGA
This is a messenger RNA of Camellia sinensis, 3396 nucleotides long. RefSeq names its product receptor kinase-like protein Xa21. Lineage: Eukaryota; Viridiplantae; Streptophyta; Magnoliopsida; Ericales; Theaceae. Gene Ontology annotation, molecular function: protein kinase activity; ATP binding; protein binding. Gene Ontology annotation, biological process: protein phosphorylation. The record is from RefSeq and is a predicted model, not a curated record.